AUGCCGAUUCAGACCGCAGUUGAGGUUGACGAGAAUGACACAAUUGAUGCGGAAGAAGACGAGUCGGGGCCCGAUGUCACCUUGCACUCGAGCAGCACCUACCUCGAGUGCCUAAGCCACUCUAAACCACAAGCCCGUCAUUGGCGUCAUGCAAGGCCGAAUCAGCAGCGGCCGAAAACGAAGGGAAGCUCCCGAUGCCACCUCCAGCACCACCUCCUCCGGAAGCCGGCUGGGACGCCAUGGUUGAAGAUGAAUACACGAUUGACGCGGACGAAGGACGAAGACGACUCGGAAUCCGACAUUGCCAUGUACUCACGCAACACUUACCUCGAGCCCCAGCCGCUCACUCUGAACCGCAAUCCUGUCAUCGGCGCAGUCCAAGGCUCACCUCAGCAGCGACCCGGCCCUGCCCCUCCUCGCCGACUUUGA
This is a messenger RNA of Ilyonectria robusta, 429 nucleotides long. RefSeq lists its product as uncharacterized. The transcript is spliced from 2 exons. Lineage: Eukaryota; Fungi; Ascomycota; Sordariomycetes; Hypocreales; Nectriaceae. The record is from RefSeq and is a predicted model, not a curated record. The coding region runs from base 1 to 429 and encodes 142 amino acids.